AUGCCUUCCUACAUUGUCACCCUCAAGGACGACGCCAGCGACGCGGAUAUCAACAAGACCAAGGAGGACGUCAAGAAGCAGGGCGGUGAGAUCGGCCACGAGUAUACUCUCAUCAAGGCCUUCCAGGCCAUUUUCCCCGAGGGCUCUGUCCACAGCCUUGCCAGCCACGAGCACGUCAAGGACGUCGAGGCGGAUCAGGAGGUCAGGACCCAAAGCACACUGCACUCUCCACCGGACCUCAACCGGACCGGAGGAUGGGAGGACCCUACGUGCACCAAAAAGUCCCCGAUCAAUUCUCGUUACCAGAAACCCGUUACCGGACAACAUGCCGACAUGAAAUUCAUCGUGAGGCCAUCGAGGUUCCCCAGCCCUCUCAAGGCCUCCUUGUUGAGAUCUCCUUAUUCAAGAAGACCGUUUUCCCUCUUUCACACCCACCAGGAAAGACCCCAGUACGACCGCCCGCUCAGCAGUCGCCAUGAGCUAGAGGACAAAGUCCCAUGGCUGGCUAACCAGCCUCUACACCAGCUGAGUCUGGCCGAUCUCGUCAAACACGGCCGCCCCCCUCUCUCCGCCGAAGCCCUCCUCUCUUCAGCGCGCUUCACCCUCUCCCUACUCCCCAUCCGCCUCGCCCACCGCAUCCAAGCCCUGCGCAACCUCCCUUACAUCGUCGUGUCCAACCCCAACAUCUCGCGCAUCUACAACAACUACCAGCACUCCUUGUCCACCUUACUCCCCUGGCAAGGCAAGACCAUCUCCACCCUCGACGACGAAAUCAAAUUCACCCAGGUCCUCGCCGAGCUCGUCCAGACGCACACCGACACCAUCCCCAUCCUCGCCAAGGGCUUCAUCGAAUGCCGCAAGUACAUUUCUUCCCAGGAAGUCACCCGCUUCCUCGAUGAACACCUGCGCGCCCGCAUCGGCACCCGCCUAGUAGCCGAGCAGCACAUAGCCCUGCACUACAGCUCCACCCCCCAUUUCGACCCGGAAGCUUCUCCGACCCCCUGCCCGGAACCGGAGACGCACCCGUCUUACAUCGGCGUCAUCGACACCGCCCUGCGGCCCGCGAACGUGAUCGAUUCCUGCGGUGGUUUCGUAGCCGACAUCUGCGAGCUCAACUACGGUGUGCGGCCCGAAUGGGUCCUCGACGGCGAUCCAGAGGCUAGCUUCGCCUUCGUGCCCAUGCACCUCGAGUACAUCGUCACGGAACUCCUCAAAAACGCAUUCCGCGCGACGGUAGAAAAUGGCAUGAGCCGCGAGCCGGUCGUCAUAACCAUUGCGCCCGAGCCGGUGAGUAGUCCCGCCAGCGCGGCGACGCCGGGUGUAUACUCCGAUUGUCCUUCCAAGCCUUCCAACGAAGGCAAAACAAAGGCGUACGGCAUUAUCCCGCUACAUGACCACGCUCCGGGAGUGACGAUUAGGAUCAGGGAUAGAGGAGGGGGCAUCAACCCGGCUGUGCUGCCGCAUAUUUGGGGGUACUCGUUUACGACAUUUAACGAAGGUGAGGAGGAUGAGCCGCCUGGGGUAGGGGCGUGGGGGGAGGAAGCCAUGGGAUUGAUUUCGACGACGGGCGUGGGCGGGAGCACGAUUGCUGGGCUCGGGUAUGGACUGCCGUUGAGUAGGGCGUAUGCUGAGUACUUUGGGGGAGGGAUUGCGGUGCAGAGUUUGUAUGGGUGGGGGACGGAUGUGUAUUUAAGGUUGAAGGGGGUGGGAACGAUUCAGUAUUGA
Molecule: messenger RNA, 1725 nt
Organism: Sordaria macrospora k-hell
Lineage: Eukaryota; Fungi; Ascomycota; Sordariomycetes; Sordariales; Sordariaceae
Biological process (GO): vacuole fusion, non-autophagic
Molecular function (GO): endopeptidase inhibitor activity
Source: RefSeq, a predicted model, not a curated record